AUGGGGCAACUUCCAGAGUCCCGCGUCGUCCCUGCCGCGCGCUGCUUCCUGAAAGUUGGAACAGAUUUUGGUGGUCCGUAUUUGAUCAAAGACUCUAAGCGACGAAAUGCACCCUCUCGUAAGGCUUACAUAUGCUUAUUCAUUUGUUUGGCAACGAAAGCAAUUCACUUAGAGCUUGUCUCCGAUCUGACUACGGAAGCAUUCAUCGCCGCGUUGGAGAGAUUCACAUCGCGCAGAGGCAUGUGCACUGACAUUUUUUCGGAUAAUGGAUCAAAUUUCAAGGGCACAAAUAAUUAUUUGGAUGAGCUUUAUGAAUUUUUGCGUGAAGACAAGUCAAAUGAAAUGGUCACAAAACAUUUAACAUCGAAAAACAUCAAAUGGCACUUCUCGCCACCCAUCGGCAGCCAUUUUGGUGGCAUUUGGGAGGCUGGCAUCAAAUCAGUGAAAUUCCACCUAAAGAGAAUAUUAGGUGAUCAAAAAUUGACGUUUGAGGAAUUCACUACGCUCCUAACUAGAAUUGAAGCUAUUCUCAAUUCUAGACCUCUCUGCCCAAUUUCCUCUGAUGUGGAGGACCUCAAUGUACUUACGCCCGCUCACUUCCUCAUCGGCGGCCCGCUCCUGAGUUUGCCAGAGUAUGACUGGUCGUCAACUCCUUCAAACCGCCUCUCCAGAUGGCAACUUUUACAGCAAAUUACCCAGCAGUACUGGAAACAGUGGUCAUUGGAAUACCUCAAUACUCUGCAACAGCGCGCUAAGUGGCGGACUCAAGCGGCUGAAACACUCGCUGUUGGUGACUUAGUCCUCAUCAAGGAUGAAAAUGCACCGUCCUUGCAAUGGCAGAUGGGACGAGUCAUCGAGCUGCAUCCAGGCAAAGACGGCAUUGUUCGUGUCGCGUCCGUGAAAACAACGGCCAACACAUUGCGUCGUCCGCUCGUGAAACUCUUUCGCCUUCCCGUCGAUUGAGAUUUGGGCCUCUGCAUUGUUGUAAAUUUUACGUUUAAAUGUGUGUAAAUAGAAAUAUUUUAGUGUUAUUUCUAUAGG
Bemisia tabaci is the source of this 1041-nucleotide messenger RNA. RefSeq lists its product as uncharacterized. The record is from RefSeq and is a predicted model, not a curated record. Gene Ontology annotation, molecular function: nucleic acid binding. Gene Ontology annotation, biological process: DNA integration. NCBI's taxonomy places the organism in Eukaryota, Metazoa, Arthropoda, Insecta, Hemiptera, Aleyrodidae.